Messenger RNA from Sabethes cyaneus, 441 nucleotides. Its product is annotated as ADP-ribosylation factor-like protein 2-binding protein. Gene Ontology annotation, cellular component: mitochondrial intermembrane space. The record is from RefSeq and is a predicted model, not a curated record. Bases 1 to 441 code for a protein of 146 amino acids. The transcript is spliced from 2 exons. Lineage: Eukaryota; Metazoa; Arthropoda; Insecta; Diptera; Culicidae. Gene Ontology annotation, biological process: maintenance of protein location in nucleus; positive regulation of tyrosine phosphorylation of STAT protein.
AUGGAUUUUGAAGAAAAUUUUCCAAGGGUUCAAAAUUCCACCGAGUACUUCGACACCGUGAUUGGUCACAUCGAAGAUGUCGUAAUCGGAGGGGAGUUUCAGGAUAUGGUAAACCAGUUCAUGGAUUGCUACUAUCAUUUGUUCGAAACGGGCGAGGAAAAUAAAAUUGUCUAUACCGAGGUCUACCAGAAAUACACCAAUCUUGUCGAAUCGUUCAUAGUGGAGAAUCUGAACCGCAGAAUGAGCUAUUUCGAUAUGGAUCUGUUCGCGGUUGAGCUGGAAAACAAAAAGGCGCAACUGGAUGGGGAAAUCUUCGAGCUGCUCUAUACGCUGACCGAUUUUCUUGCCUUCAAGGACAUGAUGCUCGAUUACAAGGCUUUCAAGGAGGGGCGCUACAAUGGGCUAAACGAGGGCUUUAGCGUGACUAGUCUUCAGAAGUAA